Messenger RNA from Symbiodinium sp. CCMP2456, 789 nucleotides. NCBI's taxonomy places the organism in Eukaryota, Dinophyceae, Suessiales, Symbiodiniaceae. The record is from the annotation of a GenBank genome assembly.
AUGGAAAUCCACGUUGUCGCAGUGGAGGCUCGUUCCCCACUGGGAAACUAUGCAAACACGCAGGCCUCAGGGCUUGCAAUCUGGCCAGCAGCUGGGGCUCCGUUGAUUGUCACGACCUGCAACAUCAAGCCAGGCAGCACCGUAACGGUGGCUUUUUCAGGAGUGAGGCACGGCGAUCGACAAGUCGUCGAGGCCCAACUGACGGCCUCGACUCGGCUGCGCCAAGCGUCUGAAGCUUUCCUGAGCUUGGAAUCCAGAGGAUGGCGUUGCAGCGAUCCAGGCCCGAGCUUGGGUGCCGGACUGCAUCUCCACCUGCUGCGACUUGCGGCAGACUGGCAGAAACCUUACCACGAUGGACUGUCAAGCUGCUGGUCAGAUCCGCAAGAGCAAUGGAUCAGCCGAGACGUCCAGUUGGUUUUUGCACCUUUCGGUGCACGAUCCGCCCAAGCUGGCAAUCCACUGCCUCUGUGGACGCUGGUUGCGCGAGGUAUAGUUUGCAACACCUCGACGUCUCCAGGCCUUCUCUUGAUGGAUGCUACUGCAGAGAAUUCUACAGGAGGCGCUGUUGUGUUGAAGAUGGGAAGGAAGGCAGAAGUGGUGGCAAUCAUGGCGCCCGCGCUUCGCAGCAGAUCAGGCGAUGCUGUGGCUCUCAGCUUGGCCAUUCCUCUCAGCGUGGUCCGGGAGACGCUGCUUGAUGAUCCCGCGUGUCAAGCGCAGCUGUUCGAGGGGGAGGCCGCUUCGUUGGCACCCUACGAUCUGGGUCUGCUGCGCUCUUGGCCAUCGGAGCAG